AUUACUGGCCUCAAGUGAUCCCUCUCCUUGGCUUCCAAAAGUCCUGGGAUUACAGGCAUGAGCCUCUGCACUUGGCCUCUUCUUUAGGCUUAUUUAGUUGUAUUUUUUCUGGAGGAAAGGAAGGAAAACCACCAAAUGUUCUCUUCUAAUGUAAUCACAUGAACGGGCUCAAUUCCCCAAGCAACAAGUAUGACAUGUAUAUAUCAUGCACCAGGGAAGAUCUUUAUCGACUCAGUGCUCAGAGUGCUUUUUGGGGGCUGAUCAAAUAGGAAACCUCUGGCAUGUAAACAAAUUCAGAUUCUAAGAAGGAAAACAGGCUUUUGGUACAUCCUAUAUUGUUUGUGUAAAUAGUUUAGGUACCCUAAGGCACUCAUGUCACUUAAGUUGGUGAUGUCCUCACUUCCCAGAUACCGGUGAAGGACAAACUUUGUGAUUGGGCAUUUCUAAGGAUAAGAAGUCUAAGGCCUACUAAUGUUAAACUCUCUUCUGUACACUAAGUAGUAGGACUUUCUUUUAGUAAGUGACACAGAUCAGCCAUACAAGGAACAAUUAGAGCUAACCUGAGAAGCUCAUUAUACUCCCUGAACCCAUCAACAAGAGAAGUAUGGAUAAUCUCCUUUUACUUUACCAAAUAGGUAAAUUCUAAUAUCAGAAUUGCUAUUGAGAAGCUUAUUCUCUGUCUCCUGUACAUGGACAUCAGUAGGUUAGUGAUCUUUUUCAGAGACCAUCAUAUAGAGGAAUUAUGCAUCUGAAGGAUUCCUAUGCUCAGGUGUUGGGAUCUCAUGCUACUGUGAACCUUGUGGAGUACAAAAUGAGAGACAUUGGAAGGACAGCUUCUAGAAUGGCUGGUUGGGAAUCACUUCUUUAUGAAACUGGAGAAAGGUGAUUUCUUUUGGAGGGCAGGACUGCUGAACCCUUUAUAUAUUUGUAAUCAUGGGCAAAAAUCAUAAUGAAACCAUCAUGGACUUCAGUCAACUCCCUUGCAACUUGUAACUCUUAACCUGUUCCUCAAGGUCAGCAAGGCUCAGGAUACUGAGGGAAAGAGCUGUUCUGGCAUCUUAUCAGUUCAAUCCCUUUUUGAUUUUUUUUCAUUUUUCUUUUUAUUUAUUUACUUUUUUAUGUUUUUAUUUUUACACUUCUAUGGUUGUAAAGCUCAAUCCUAUGAGGGCUAAAAAUUGCUAAGAACCCACCUUGAGGUUUGUGAGCAUAGCGAUUUUGUGAAGAUCCAAGUUGCUGUGCCUUCUUCCUUCUGCCUAUGCUCUUACAUUCCAGUAACCUCCUAGCCCUAUCAAAUGGGACAGGGAGAAAAAGGAAACACUGUGUCUGUGAUAAAUAUUAUACAAGAAAUUAAAAUUAAUACUUCUCUAAAAGAAUAUUUUCAUUCAGUCAGUUGGAUCUGGCCCAUAAUACUUCAGUACAAUGUUGCCAGUUGGAUGUUAAUACAAGGUGGAUUUCCACAGCCCUCCUGGUCUCUCAGGUGUAACCAUAGGAAAUAGAAGAAAAAAAAUUACAGUUCUUCAGUAUUAUUUAUUUAUUAAAACCUCAUACAGAUUUGACUCUGUAUUUCACUGGAUGCUGAGUAAUGUGGUGCAUUAUGAGGCAGGAGAUAAAAGCAUUUUUCUUACAAGGAAUUGCUGGUCUUAAAAUAUUAUAUUUGUAUCAUUCAUAUAGCAUUUCUCCAACAUGCUAUGUAUCCUGUCACUUGAUAGCAGUAAGACUUGAAGUGAUCAUAGUAAAAAUGUAGAAAUAAUUUCCACAUAUUCAUGGUGUGUUAAAUUUAUGAGGAAGUGAGUGUGGACAGAGAUUCACAGUACCAACCACCAAGAUAUAGAAUAAAUGUUUGGACACCACAGAAUCAUAUGUGAACUUUUUAUAAAUAGGUUAUAUAUUCCCGAUGCUGUCAGUCUUACCCAUUCUCCUGUACACGUAUGUGGGAUGUUUUAGGACUUGGUGGCAUUUGAGGAUGUGGCUGUGAACUUCACCCAGGAGGAGUGGGCUCUGUUGGAUCAUUCUCAGAAGAAACUCUACAGAGAUGUGAUGCAGGAAACCUUCAUUAACUUGGCCUCUAUAGGGAAAAAAUGGGAGGACCAGAACAUUGAAGAUCAGUACAAAAACCAGGGGAGACAUCUAAGAAGUCAUACAGCAGAGAGACUUUGUAAGAGAAAAGAAGGUAAUCAAUUUGAAGAAACCUUCAGUCAGACUCCGAAUCUUAAACUGAAAAAGAGAACUCUUACUGGGGUAAAACCGUAUGAAUGCAGUGUGUGUGAAAAAGUAUAUAUGUGCCAUUCAUCUCUUAAGAGGCACAUGAGAUCUCAUACUGAAAACAGACCAUAUGGAUAUCACAAAUAUGGAGAGAAGUCAUAUGAAUGUAAGGAAUGUGGGAAAAGAUUCAACUUUCGAAGCUCAUUUCGAAUACAUGAAAGAACUCACACUGGAGAGAAACCCUAUGAAUGUAAACAAUGUGGUAAAGCUUUCAGUUGGCCCAGUUCCUUUCAAAUACAUGAAAGAACUCAUACUGGAGAGAAACCCUAUGAAUGUAAGGAAUGUGGAAAAGCCUUCAUUUAUCAUACAACUUUUCGAGGACACAUGAGGAUGCACACAGGAGAGAAACCUUAUAAAUGUAAAGAAUGUGGGAAAACCUUCAGUCAUCCCAGUUCAUUUCGAAACCAUGAAAGAACUCACUCUGGAGAGAAACCCUAUGAAUGUAAACAAUGUGGGAAAGCUUUCAGAUAUUACCAAACUUUUCAAAUACAUGAAAGGACACACACUGGAGAAAAACCUUAUCAAUGUAAGCAGUGUGGUAAAGCUCUCAGUUGUCCUACAUCCUUUCGAAGUCAUGAAAGGAUUCACACUGGGGAAAAACCCUAUAAAUGUAAAAAAUGUGGAAAAGCCUUUAGUUUUCCCAGUUCCUUUCGAAAACAUGAGAGAAUUCAUACAGGAGAGAAACCCUAUGAUUGUAAGGAAUGUGGGAAAGCAUUCAUUUCUCUUCCUAGCUUUCGAAGACAUAUGAUAAUGCACACUGGAAAUGGACCUUAUAAAUGUAAGGAAUGUGGGAAAGCCUUUGAUUGUCCAAGUUCUUUUCAAAUUCAUGAAAGAACUCACACAGGGGAGAAACCCUAUGAAUGUAAACAGUGUGGUAAAGCCUUCAGUUGUUCUAGUUCCUUUAGAAUGCAUGAAAGGACUCACACUGGAGAGAAGCCCCAUGAAUGUAAACAAUGUGGUAAAGCCUUCAGUUGUUCCAGUUCUGUUCGAAUACAUGAAAGGACUCACACUGGGGAGAAACCCUAUGAGUGUAAGCAGUGUGGGAAAGCCUUCAGUUGUUCCAGUUCCUUUCGAAUGCAUGAAAGAAUUCACACAGGGGAGAAACCGUAUGAGUGUAAACAGUGUGGUAAGGCUUUCAGUUUUUCCAGUUCAUUUCGAAUGCAUGAAAGGACUCACACAGGAGAGAAACCCUAUGAAUGUAAGCAAUGUGGUAAGGCCUUCAGUUGUUCUAGUUCCUUUAGAAUGCAUGAAAGGACUCACACUGGAGAGAAACCAUAUGAGUGUAAACAAUGUGGUAAGGCCUUCAGUUGUUCCAGUUCUAUUCGAAUACAUGAAAGGACUCACACUGGAGAGAAACCUUAUGAAUGUAAACAAUGUGGUAAAGCCUUCAGUUGUUCCAGUUCUGUUCGAAUGCAUGAAAGGACUCAUAGUGGAGAGAAGCCCUAUGAAUGUAAACAGUGUGAUAAAGCCUUCAGUUGUUCCCGCUCCUUUCGAAUCCAUGAAAGGACUCACACUGGAGAGAAACCCUAUGAAUGUCAGCAGUGCGGGAAAGCCUUUAAGUGUUCCCGUUCCUUUCGGAUACACGAAAGAACUCAUACUGGAGAGUAACACUACAAAUGUAAACAAUGUGGGAAAGCUUUAAAUUGUCC
Microcebus murinus (gray mouse lemur) is the source of this 3911-nucleotide messenger RNA. It is a transcript of the gene ZNF709, whose product is annotated as zinc finger protein 709. Gene Ontology annotation, molecular function: RNA polymerase II cis-regulatory region sequence-specific DNA binding; DNA-binding transcription factor activity, RNA polymerase II-specific. Gene Ontology annotation, cellular component: chromatin; transcription regulator complex; PcG protein complex. The record is from RefSeq and is a predicted model, not a curated record. Gene Ontology annotation, biological process: regulation of transcription by RNA polymerase II. NCBI's taxonomy places the organism in Eukaryota, Metazoa, Chordata, Mammalia, Primates, Cheirogaleidae.